AUGCGAGAAACCCUCGCUGGUCGCAAGGCACGUUACGCGCAAGGUUUCCGCGAAUGGAUGUUACUACGGCAACAAGAUGAAGAUUUGGGCUCGUCGAUUGACGCUUUCGAUGUUGAGAACCUCGGUCCGCUGCCCUUGCAUCCUUAUUUCCCGCUGGGUCUCGAGCUCGAGCUCUGGGGCAAAACACUCUACGCUGUCGGUUGCUCGAAAUGGCGCACGGGAUGCAAUUCUCAGGACAUUCCGGAAUUCACCAAGAAAUUUCGACUGGCGAUAUCAGUGCAAAGACCUACGUCCAUUCAGUUCGAAAGCAGCGCAUGUACCUUUCCUAAGUGGUUUGGCAACGACGGCGGUCAUCUUGGAGUCUUGGUCCUGGCUUGGGCUUACAUCCUAUCUGCACGCUGGGCUGAGAUCAUGCCUGGAGCAGGGAUUUGCUACACUGCACCAUACGAGAGAGUUCAGGGCAUUUCCGAGGAUCCAAAGUUCAAAAAAGUGUUCACCCUGACUACUGGCACAAACAAUGUAGGCGCACUUCAUUGGUGGAAGGCACUUGUCGGCCCAGGUCGCCGGUGGUCUGCAACCAUUUCGAAAAGCGGUCAGACAUCUAUUUCGCCAUGGAGUACACUGAUCUCCAUGCCAGAAGAUUUGGAUGUACGUGUCACCGGCAUUGAAGGGUCAGAUGAGGAUGUCACAGCGGAACAGAGUCUCUCCGCACCAUCAUCGGAUCAAGCCAUGCAAUUUUUGACGGAAUACUGCGAGUAUCACAGCAUACAAAACCAGUGUGCGGCCGCGUUGUCAGCUGCACUGGUGUUGCCUCUGGCGAGGAGUAGCAGGCGAUCCGUUCGACUCCCAGUCCCUCAAUCUUCCGCAAGGCGAUCAUCGUGGGGUCUCAGUUCAAAACCCUCUGUUCUCAGUCAAGAGCAGCUUGACAAGCUGCUCACGCUGAGCUGCAAUUGCGAGGGCAUCGAAGCUAUCUUGAGUAGCUGCUUUCUCAAUCCAGAUGUUCCCGGGAACGUUUGCAGUGACUACUUGCAGGGCAUAUUCGCAGUCAUUGAUGCGACUCAUGACAUACAAGAUCGCACCUCGCUACUGAUGCGGGGACUUGGCCACAUGGGAUUUCUUUGGCUUGGUGCUGGUAUAGCGGGUUUGCAAGACGGGCUGCUGAGACUAUUUCGCGACCGUACUGCUGACCCCGAACUGCACUCUGCUGCUUGGACUCAGACGCUGCAGUCUUUCAUCCAACAGCCAGUCUUGGGCAUCCAAAAUGGACGAGUCGCGCGCGCAGAUGAGUGCAAACUUCUUUUCCUGACUCAGGCAAAAUGGCACACAAACCCGCCCCUGUCAGCAUGGCCUCUUUUCGGAACCACAGAAUUGAAGGACGUCAACCUUGAGGUCGAGGAACACAUCAGAUGCGGAUCGCAUUGCUUAUUUUAUGACAGCUGGACUUGGAGCUGCCGCGACAAGAACAACCCCGUCUCUCAUCGCCCAAGUCCCAGCAUACCCAGGUUACACUCUGCACAGAGAGUCAUUGACGCCACGAUACCUGUGUCUUACCACGCAUUUGACCCUGAAGAGGAAUCCGCGUCGGAGAACACAACAAUGAACAAUUUCAGUUGGCUGCGAGGGACUGACGGGUAUCCUGUGGCUGAAAGGGACAUUCGAAAUCACGAAUGGCUCAGAGAAGAUACCGACAACUAA
This is a messenger RNA of Diaporthe citri, 1695 nucleotides long. RefSeq lists its product as uncharacterized. The record is from RefSeq and is a predicted model, not a curated record. The transcript is spliced from 2 exons. Bases 1 to 1695 code for a protein of 564 amino acids. NCBI's taxonomy places the organism in Eukaryota, Fungi, Ascomycota, Sordariomycetes, Diaporthales, Diaporthaceae.